UAAAACUAACUUGGAAACAACUUUUAUAUCAGUUAUCAUGCCAUUCAUCUUCAAAAAGGCCUUCCCUUUCUUAGCUUAUGGCUUCUAAAAUCACAUCAUCUUACUUCCUCUUUCCCCCAUAUCUUCAAUCUCUUCUUCUUCUUCUUCUUCUUGUUUUACCAACUUGUUCCUUUUCUCAGCUGUAUAAAAAUGUAACCCUGGGUUCAUCUCUCACAGCUACUCAACUAAAUGAUCACCACCACUGUUGGGUCUCCCAAUCUGGUGAUUUUGCUUUUGGGUUUCUACCCUUGGGAACUAAUACUUUUUUGUUGGCCAUUUGGUUCGACAAAAUUGAUGACAAAACUGUGCUUUGGUCAGCUAAUCGUGAUAAUUUGGCACCUAAAGGUUCCACAUUUCAAUUUACUAGUGGCGGUCAACUUGUGCUUAAUGAUCCUGGAGGCAAUCAAAUAUGGACGGCAACUGCAAGUUCCUCUGGAAAUACUAAUCGAUCUGUUUCCUAUGCUGCGAUGCUUGAUAGUGGAAACUUUGUGUUGGCUGCGACUGAUUCUGAAAUUUUGUGGCAAAGCUUUGAUGUGCCUACUGAUACAAUUUUACCAUCACAAACUUUGAAUAUUGGUGGAGCCCUUGUUGCUCGAUAUUCAGAAACCAAUUACAAGAGUGGAAGGUUUCAACUUUUGAUGCAAACUGAUGGGAAUCUUGUGCUUUCUCCCAAUGCAUUCCCUUUUGAAACAACAAACAUAGCUUACUGGGAAAGUAACACUACGGGCUCUGGCUUCCAGCUUCUGUUCAACCUUACUGGUUCCAUUUCUGUGAUUGCAGAGAAUAAUACCAUUCUCACAACUGUGGUACCCAAUACCCUUUCACCAAAAAAUUAUUACCUCCGGGCAAUUCUUGAGCACGAUGCUGUUUUUAGAUUGUAUGUUUAUCCGAAAGCCACAAGUAAUUCAACAAUGCCUAAAGCUUGGACUCAAGUAUCAGACCCUGUAAACAUCUGUAUUAUGGUCAGUGAUGGUACAGGAAGUGGAGUUUGUGGAUUUAACAGCUAUUGUCAGCUUGGUGAUGAUCGAAGGCCAUUUUGCUCUUGUCCACAAGGCUACGUCUUAAUUGAUCCAAAUGAUGAGAUCAAGGGUUGUAAACCCAACUUUGUUGCUCAGAGUUGCAAUCCCUUUCUUGAAACUGAUGACUUCGAAUUUGUUGCAAUGGAUGAAACGAAUUGGCCUCAAGGUUCUUACGCCAGUUUCAGCCCAGUAAGUGGGGAAUGGUGUAGAAACGAAUGUUUGAAUGAUUGUUUUUGUACGCUUGCCGCUUUCAGAAAUGGCGAGUGUUUUAAGAAGAGAUAUCCUUUAGUUUUUGGACGCAUGGAUCCUGAGGCUGCUGGCAUAACAUCUUAUCUCAAAGUCAGGAAACUAAAUUCUACUGCCAAACUUAAUGAUCUAAUUCAGAAUCGAAGGAACAAAACUACAAUCAUUGUAUCAGUUCUAUUAGGAAGCUCUGUUUUUCUAAACUUCAUCUUAUUCCUUCUCACUUUAUUCAUUUGUUACCAUUUCAGGAAAAGGAAAUCGGAUGUGGUUGAGGAAGACCCUUUCAUUUUAGGUGUGAAUCUCAGGAUCUUUAGCUACGAAGAGCUCAACAAUGCCACAGGUGGAUUCAUCCAACACUUGGGGCGUGGCUCUUUUGCUACUGUUUAUAAAGGGAUUAUUGACUCUGACAACAACAAUAACUUGGUAGCUAUUAAAAAGUUCGAUAAUGUGGUUCCAGAUGGAGAACAAGAAUUUAAGGCUGAAGUGAUUGCUAUUGCUCGAACAAACCACAAGAACUUAGUUCGAUUGCUUGGCUUUUGCAACGAAGGAGAACACAGAAUGAUGGUGUAUGAGUUCAUGCCUAAUGGGUCUCUUGCAGAUUUCCUUUUUGGGACUUCGAAACCAAAUUGGCACAGCAGAAUUCAAAUUAUUUUAGAGACGGCCAGAGGACUAUGUUAUCUACACGAAGGGUGUAGUACUCAAACCAUUCAUUGUGAUAUUAAGCCUCAGAACAUCCUUCUGGACGAGUCGUUUUCCGCAAGGAUUGCAGACUUGGGGUUGGCCAAACUUUUGAAAAAUGAUGGAGCUCGGACCACCCCAAUGACAAUGACAAUGACAAAUGGAGAAAGCAAAGGAUAUGUAGCUCCAGAGUGGUUCAGAGGCCUCCCCAUCACAGUAAAGGUGGAUGUUUAUAGUUUUGGGGUAGUGUUGUUGGAGACGAUAUGUUGUAGAAGGAGUUUGGAGGAAAAAGAAGAGGAUGAAAAACAAAAGGUGUUGAGAGAUUGGGGUUAUGAGUGCUUGAAAGAGAUGAAAGUGGAGAUGUUGGUAGAGAAAGAUGAAGAAGCAAAGAUGGAGUUGAAAAGAGUGAAGAAGUUUGUGAUGAUAGCAAUAUGGUGCAUUCAAGAGGAACCAUCUCUAAGGCCAAGCAUGAAGAAAGUGUUACAGAUGAUGGAAGGUGCCAUUGAAGUUUCCUUUCCUCCUCAUCCAUCUUCCUUCAUUAGUUCAAUCUCUUAGUACUUCCUUUUCAGUUGUUUACUUCUAUUAUUUUCUUCUUCAAAAUCAAAAUGAUCAAAACUAGGAUUCUUUUUAGUUUUGUAGUGUGAUCCAAUGAAAUUAAUUUGAAAGUUUAGAACAUGUUCGAAAUUAGUUUAUAUCAAUUUGUACCACAAAUUUCAAAGGUUGUAUGAGCUAAUAUUUAUUUUUAUUAAUGACCUUUGAAACUUGAUCGA
This is a messenger RNA of Cucumis sativus (cucumber), 2749 nucleotides long. RefSeq names its product G-type lectin S-receptor-like serine/threonine-protein kinase LECRK3. Gene Ontology annotation, biological process: protein phosphorylation. NCBI's taxonomy places the organism in Eukaryota, Viridiplantae, Streptophyta, Magnoliopsida, Cucurbitales, Cucurbitaceae. Gene Ontology annotation, molecular function: ATP binding; protein serine/threonine kinase activity. The coding region runs from base 78 to 2534 and encodes 818 amino acids. The record is from RefSeq and is a predicted model, not a curated record. The transcript has a single exon.